This is a messenger RNA of Peronospora belbahrii, 819 nucleotides long. Lineage: Eukaryota; Oomycota; Peronosporomycetes; Peronosporales; Peronosporaceae. The record is from the annotation of a GenBank genome assembly.
AUGAACAGCACGAGGAAAAAAGAUGACAGUGAUGAUAAUGAGCAUUUGACGUUAUCAGCCACAGCAUUAGCAGCUCUGCAGGAGUUUGCGAUUGAGCAAGGGAUUUCCGUGGGCAAUGAUUCAUCAGAUAUGCGUCUGGAUAUUCAGAAGGCGUUGGAUAUUGAGCCUAAGGAAGAUUCAUUUGAGUUUCAAUUCGGCAAGUCUGCAGAUGGACACAAAGGUGAAGCAGCGAUUACGAUUCGUCUCAAUGGAUUGCGACGGGAUAUUGGACAGACCCUGCAAUCUACAGGACUUACGCUCUGGCGUGCUGGAGAUUUCUUGAGCGAUUACAUGUACCAGAACCGUAGCCGAUUUGCUCAUAAAUCGAUAAUUGAACUGGGUAGCGGACUUGGACUGAUUGGUAUCUUGGCAUCCUAUCUCACUGAAGAAAACGUGGUAGUAACAGAUGGUGAUGAGGAUACGAUGGAGCUAUUAGCUGCAAAUAUCAAGCUCAAUGACGUGAAGGACAAGGUGCAAUGCAGGAAACUACUUUGGGGCAUCGACUUGGAUCAAAUUGAAGACAAGUUUGACAUUGUUCUAGGAGCUGAUAUCAUUUACGAACAGGAACAUGUUGUAUCACUGUUUGAAACAGUCAAAUACUUGCUAAAACCUGGUCGUCAAAGUGUAGAGGGUACUGACAAGGCCAUAUCGGAGUUUCUGCUAGCGUACACGAAGCGAAACGUAUCAAUUGAUUACGUUCUAGAUACUGCAAAGAAUUUUGGCUUUGAGUGGGAAGAACCAACAACUGAUGAAGGCAUCUACACGUUUAGAUUAGUGUAA